Messenger RNA from Sphenostylis stenocarpa, 435 nucleotides. The record is from the annotation of a GenBank genome assembly. NCBI's taxonomy places the organism in Eukaryota, Viridiplantae, Streptophyta, Magnoliopsida, Fabales, Fabaceae.
AUGACCACCCAAGCUUCCGCCUUUUCUCUCGCCGUUCCCUCCGUCCCAACCCCUUUCCGCCGCCACCGCAAUCCCCUCGUCGUUCGAGCCCGAGUGGAACCUUCUGAUAAAUCCGUUGAAAUUAUGAGGAAGUUCUCAGAACAAUACGCUCGUAAGUCAGGAACAUACUUCUGUGUUGACAAGGGAGUCACUUCAGUUGUCAUCAAGGGGUUGGCUGACCAUAAAGAUUCAUUGGGUGCACCACUGUGCCCUUGCCGGCAUUAUGACGAUAAAGCUGCUGAGGCGGCACAAGGAUUUUGGAAUUGCCCUUGUGUUCCCAUGAGAGAGAGGAAGGAAUGCCACUGCAUGCUAUUUCUCACUCCUGAUAACGAUUUUGCCGGAGACGAACAGACUAUCACCUUGGACGAAAUUAAAGAAGCAACAGCUAGUAUGUAA